Brassica rapa (field mustard) is the source of this 1062-nucleotide messenger RNA. Its product is annotated as putative F-box/LRR-repeat protein 23. Lineage: Eukaryota; Viridiplantae; Streptophyta; Magnoliopsida; Brassicales; Brassicaceae. The record is from RefSeq and is a predicted model, not a curated record. Gene Ontology annotation, molecular function: protein binding.
UGCUUUUGCUCUGUCUUUGAUCAUUUAGGUCUUGCGCUCCCGACAGCGAUGAAUCAAGGACAAGAAUAUCCAAACUGGCUGGAGCUUCCGCCCGAGCUGACGUCAUCGAUCCUGAACCGUCUCGGCGUGAUGGAGAUACUGGAAAGCGCGCAGAAAGUGUGUAGAUCGUGGCGUCGAAUCUGUAAAGAACCCUUGACGUGGAGUAAGAUCGACAUGCGUAACGUGGGACACAUGGGAGGUAGCAGUCACGAGUUGGAGAAGAUUUGCCGCCACGCUGUUGAACGUAGCCAGGGCGGGUUGGUUGAGAUCGAGAUUUGGCACUUCGCUACUCACGAUCUCCUCAAUUACAUCGCCGAUAGUUCAAGUAAGCUGAGAAGCCUUAAACUCGCAAUGUGCUAUCUAAUAGAAAACGAGGGACUUAUAGAAGUCAUUGCGAAACUUCCUUUGCUUGAAGUCCUCGAGGUUUCUUACUGCUCAUUAUCAGGAGAGCCUCUGGAACCUAUUGUCCCGUCUUCUUGUCCAAAUCAGAUGACAUUGGGGAACAACUGUGAUGAUGUUGCUCUAGCAAUCGCUGAAUCGAUGCCCGGACUCACCCGCCUCCAGCUUUUCGGGAACAGGUUAACAAACUUCGGUUUAAACGCCAUUCUUGACAGGUGUCCUAACCUGGAAUAUCUUGAUCUACGCCAGUGCAUCAAUGUUGACAUUGUUGGGGAUAUGGAGAGGCGGUGCUACGAGAGGAUCAAAGUUUUGAGACGCCCUAAUGACCCGGUUGAUGACUACCCUUAUGGCGUCUCUGAUGUCGAUGAAAUGUCAGAGGAGUAUUACGAUAAUUACUCAGCUGCAAGUGACUAUUCUGACACAGGCGAGGACCUGGUUUCUAGAUGCUUUGGCUGACCUCUUUUAAGCAUGCUCGUUGUUUUGGUGGACUUUGUGUGACACUGUUUAAUGUGUGUGUGGUCUUUUGUAGUACUGGCUUUGUGCCUUUGGUCUUUUUACAAUAUCUAAACUUUAUUUUUUUUGGCAUCUUACAAUAUCUAAACUCUAAUGAGGUUUCGAAUUAUA